Molecule: messenger RNA, 312 nt
Organism: Miscanthus lutarioriparius
Lineage: Eukaryota; Viridiplantae; Streptophyta; Magnoliopsida; Poales; Poaceae
Source: the annotation of a GenBank genome assembly
AUGGUCGGCAGCGGCGUAGUGGCGUGGUGUCCCGGGGCGGCGCUGCUGGUGGCGGCUGGCGGGUGGCUGGGUGCAGCAGUCGGCGACGACAAAGUUGCCGGCGUGGUGGCUCGGGCCUCGGGGCGGUGCGGGUGGCGGGCGGCGCAGGUGGCUGCCGGCUCCGCGGCCGGUGGCGCGGCUUCCGGCUCCGCGCGGGCGGCGCUGGUGCGGGCGGCACUGGUGCCUGGACGCAGUGACGCGGCGGGAUGGGCGGCGCGAAUCUGGUGGCCGUGGGUGUCGAGAACCAGGUGGAAAGCGUUUUUUUUACGGUAG